AUGCCUUUAACAAACCUUCACCCCUUCGACCCGAUCACGCCCGGGGAGAUCCAGCUAGCUGUUCGAGUUCUGCAGGCAGCCUUUCCUGGUGUAUCACUGCGAUACAAGAAGAUUGACCUGCAGGAACCUAUUAAAGCGGAAGUGAUCCCAUACAUCGAAGCAGAGAGAUUACGACAGCCUUUACCAUCCAGGCCAGCUCGUAUUUUGCUCACUUAUUUCAACCGUCUCGACAAUGGAUCGUUCUACAAGGCAUUAUUGAACGCGGAUACCAGAUCAAUUAUCUACGCAAAGGAAAUGCCCAAAGAGGUGCAAGCACCCGUUGACAUCGACGAACUAGCCGAUAUUGAAGACCUCUGCAUGCAUCAUCCAGCAGUACAGGCUGAAAUCGAGAGACUCAAGCUCCCGCCAGGGAUUACCGUCUGCAAUGAUCCCUGGAUGUACGGCACAGAUGACGCCAAUGAAACACGACGCCUCUUCCAGUGCUUCAUGUAUAUGGUUGAAGUCGAACAUCCUCAGAACAACCAUUACUCCCUGCCAUGCAAAUUCUCGCCUGUGUUUGACGGCACCACGCACGAACUUGUCCGUAUGGACUAUCUUCCUGGUGGUGCGGAUACUGCCUCUGUGGAAACGCAGCCAUGGAAGCCUGUCAGGGCUGUGCAAUAUGCACAUGAGCUUUUGGAUGAACCGCUCAGACAGGAUCUCAAGCCUUAUAUUGCACAGCAGCCCGAGGGGCCUUCUUUUAAUGUCGACGGCAAUCUGGUAUCUUGGCAGAAAUGGCGGUUCAGAGUAGGGUUCAACAGCCGUGAGGGUCUUGUCAUUCAUAAUGUGACAUACGAUGACCGCAGUUUGUUAUAUCGUCUUUCUGUUUCGGAGAUGACUGUUCCUUAUGGAGACCCCCGCGCACCUUACCACCGAAAGCAAGCCUUUGACGUCGGCGACGUUGGCUUUGGCUUAAACGCCAACCAACUAUCCCUAGGCUGCGACUGCCUUGGCCACAUCAAAUACUUCGACGGCUACAGAGCCGACUCCAAAGGCAACCCUGUGCAAAUGCAAAACGUAAUCUGCAUGCACGAACAAGACAAUGGUCUCCAACACAAGCACACCAACUACCGUACCGGUGCCGCAACAGUUGUGCGCAACCGCCAACUCGUCCUCCAAAUCAUCUGCACCGUCGCCAACUACGAGUACAUCUUCGCAUAUAUUUUUGACCAAGCCGCAAACGUGGAACUCGAAGUCCGCGCCACAGGCAUUCUCUCCACAGUUCCCUUCGACAACCAAAACGGCGAGACAGUUCCCUGGGGCACGAAUGUCGGACCCGGCGUCAUGGCCCCAUUCCACCAACACAUGUUCUCCCUGCGCAUCGACCCGGCCAUCGAUGGUUACAACAACACAAUAUACUACGAAGAUAGCAUCCCACUUCCCGAAGACGACGAGAAAAACCCCUACGGCGUAGGCUACACAACCAACCAAACAACGCUCCGCAAAUCGGGCACCGCAGAAACAGACACCUCACGCCACCGCGUCUUCAAAAUCCGGAAUGACUCCAUUAAAAACCCCAUCACCUACAAGCCAGUCGCAUAUAAGCUUAUGACGGCACCGAGUCAGAUGAUGCUGGCUAGCAAGAAGUCGCUGGGGUGGCAGAGAGCUGUGUUUGCUAGUAAGCCGAUUUGGGUUACGAAAUACCGGGAUGAGGAGCUAUUUGCUGCGGGGGAAUUUACGAAUCAGUCGAGACGGUCGGAGGGCGUUGAAACAUGGGUUGCUAGGAACGAAGGGACGGAGAAUGAGGAUGUAGUGUUGUGGCAUAGUAUAUUCCUUUGGUACGUGAACAGAGUGCUAAUACGCAAUGCAGCCUUCGGGUUAACACAUAACCCUCGCGUCGAAGACUUCCCUGUCAUGCCCAUGGAGAAGAUCAGUGUUAUGCUACGGCCGGAUGGGUUCUUUACUAAGAAUCCCGCAUUGGAUGUACCGCAGUCGUCACAGGUGUUCAACAAGUCUACUCUUCAUAAGGCUAGCCCUGCAGCUGUGAGUGCAUGUUGCAGUGUUGGUAGUAGGGCUAAGUUAUUCAAGAGGAUUGAAUAA
This is a messenger RNA of Aspergillus ruber CBS 135680, 2079 nucleotides long. Its product is annotated as amine oxidase. Bases 1 to 2079 code for a protein of 692 amino acids. Gene Ontology annotation, biological process: amine metabolic process. The transcript is spliced from 4 exons. The record is from RefSeq and is a predicted model, not a curated record. Gene Ontology annotation, molecular function: copper ion binding; quinone binding; primary methylamine oxidase activity. NCBI's taxonomy places the organism in Eukaryota, Fungi, Ascomycota, Eurotiomycetes, Eurotiales, Aspergillaceae.